Molecule: messenger RNA, 204 nt
Organism: Diabrotica balteata
Lineage: Eukaryota; Metazoa; Arthropoda; Insecta; Coleoptera; Chrysomelidae
Source: the annotation of a GenBank genome assembly
AUGAGCAUUAUGAAUGAAAUAUUGACCAAAUUGGAAGAAAAUUACAAUAUCGUUGUAACGAAAAUGAUGAGUAUUGUGUUUUCACUAGAGCAGAAGCUAAAUAUGUAUAUUGAAGAAUUGUCAAAUGAAGAUUAUUCCAGCUUUCCUUCCGUUAAAGCACCACUGUUUGAUGAAAAUCCAGAUGAAAGUCAAAGAGAUUUUUGA